Messenger RNA from Theileria annulata, 1758 nucleotides. RefSeq lists its product as uncharacterized. Lineage: Eukaryota; Apicomplexa; Aconoidasida; Piroplasmida; Theileriidae. The transcript is spliced from 3 exons. The coding region runs from base 1 to 1758 and encodes 585 amino acids. The record is from RefSeq and is a predicted model, not a curated record.
AUGGAAUGUGUUAGUUUGGGUGAUGUUACCGACUGUGAUGUGAGUGAUACAUUUGAUUGCGUAUCUUUGAAGGAUUCAGAUUUGAACUUUUUUGACCGAAAUUUAGAGUUUUUCGAGAGCUUAAACUUACGUGGCCUCUGCUCCUUUUUAUCCUCACUUUAUAACUUUGUCCGACUUAACUUUUUAUCAUCUCGAAGGCCAACCAGGUUUGAAUACAAAUCUGGAGCUAGAAAAUUACUUAAAUCAUUAAAACGGUUGUUUCCAAAGCAACAAAGAACCGUUACAUUUGACUUGAAAAGUCAAAACACAACUAAUUCUGAGGAUAAAUUAGAUUUAUUAUUUGAUUUUUUUGUAAAUGAUAAAUAUUUGACCGUUGUUUCUUCUUUCCACGGCUGUAAUUUAAAGGUUACCACCAUACAACUUCAUUCUAACUUUAAUGUUAACUCUAAUUAUAUUAGUGAUGAAUUAGGAUAUAAGGUGAAUAAAUUGGGAACUAAUAGUUCUGUUCUAAUAACAUCGUUAACAGAUUGCAAAAUAACUUCCUUAUGCGUGAAUGAUCUUUUAGCACUGGGAUUUGAGAUAUUUGUCUCAUUUUCUAAUAAAUAUGUGGCCUUCUUUAGAGUCAACACGUUUGACUAUAACAAGUCGCCAGAGUUUAGCCUCUCGAGCGCAGUUAACGUGACAGGGUUUCUACAACUGAAGAGACCAGCAGUUUUCUCAAAGUAUAGCCCGAACCGUGAAAUGGUACUGGUAGCUACAGAUACACAAGUUUAUUUGUUGGAAAAGAGUGGAUUUGAUGUGGAAUAUGAGAAAUUAGCUGAAUUCAAGCCAGGCUCACUUUUAUGUACAGAUUUCCUAAAUGACUUUGAGAUUUUAGUACUGGAAAACAACUUCAUCUUGACAGUCUACAAAAAGUAUAACUUAAAGUAUCAUAGGUUUAUAAAGUAUAAUAUUAAGUCUUUGGUUACAGGUUCUGCUGUAAACACAGUAAGUCCUGGACUCGGUAGAUUUGCCCGCGAUUACAUGGGAAACUUAUACCUGCUAGUGAAGAACAUGAAUCUUGUCAAGUUCACUUGGAGUGAAUCUAUACUACCACAUUCUAACCAGCUAUAUCUACAACCACCAAAUGAUCUUUUCCAUAUCGAUAAAUCUUUCUCAACACUGGUUUAUAAUUUUUGUGUCGAGAAUAACUUGGUAGUGGUAACGUUUGAGAACUCUGAGUGUGUACAUUUGUAUGGCUUAACGUCGUUGAAGGAGUUAUACCACUUAAAGCCGCCGGUCCAAGGUUAUCUUCCAAGACUUGUGAGCACAUCGUCUAGUAACAACUACUGUUUCAUUGUUGUGCUUUGGGCUCACAGUUCCAACUUCACCACUGCUCUGGGAAACGACUUGAACCCGUUGAUACAGAGGAACGUUUUACACCGUGAUUUGAUUAAGGCGUACAGAGUAAAGUCGGGCCUGACUAAGGACCCAGUAACUGAUGAGCCGCCUCUUAGUUAUCAUAGCACAAGGCCGGACUUCACAAAUAUCAGUACAGUCCCAAAUAAAAUGAACAAAUUACCCAUACUAUCUUCAUUACACCCCAAAAUCUCUUUCAACACACGAAGAAAUGAUUAUAAGAAAUAUGAAGAUGUGUUUGGGUAUCGGAGGAAUUUCUUAGGCCGUUCCCUCAGUGAUCACAGCCUCAGACAACCUCACGAAACUGUCUACUCUCUGGAAGAAUUCAUACGAAAUCGGCACAAACCAAAUUUCUACUAA